AUGGCUGACUCUGCCCAACAACCCCCGGUUACCGUGACCGCUCCCAAUGGCGACGGGUCCGGCCGCAUAGCUCUCAUUUCGGGCCCGCUGAUCAACUUGAAGAACAUGCACCUCGAGAACUCCCCGCUCUGGCAUGGCAGCGUGUUGAUUGUCACCAAGCCGCACCAGGACCAGCCUCGGCUGCUGUUGCGCCAGGUGGGCUCCGUGUCUGCGCAGACCCAAGCCGAUAGCACCCAGGCGACCCAGAUCCAGGGCCUCAAGCUCUACGAAGACCCCAACAAAGCCUUCUGGCGAUUUAACCUGGCAGUUCCUGUGGAGACGUAUGAGGCGCGCUGGGAGUAUGAUAUUCCCGGGCUAUACAAUGAGUCCGGUGAAACCGUCAACGCGCCCUGGCGCUUUGUGGUUCCGGCAGCCGAGCAGUCCAUGCGCAUCAUGUUCCACUCCUGCAAUGGCUUCUCCGUUGGCACCGACAUGAACGCCUGGGUCGGGCCGAAUCUGUGGAACGACGUGAUGCGCGUUCACGGCGAGAAGCCCUUCCAUGUCAUGGUCGGUGGCGGUGAUCAGAUCUACAACGACGGUAUCCGGGUGGAUGGACCCCUGAAGGCGUGGACGGCCAUCGCUAACCCGCACAAGAGACGCACUCAUGACUUUGAUGAAAAGAUGCGCGCCAGCUGUGACGAGUACUACUACGCCAACUACGUGCGUUGGUACAAUACCGAGCCCUUCCGCACGGCCAAUGGGCAGAUUCCGCAAGUCAACAUCUGGGAUGACCAUGACAUUAUUGACGGUUUCGGGUCUUAUACCGACCACUUCAUGAAGUGUGAUAUCUUCCGCGGCAUUGGUGGGGUCGCGUUCAAGUACUACUGCUUGUUCCAGCACCAUAUCGCUCCCCCCAGGUCGACCUACACCACGGACGCCCCGCAGACCAUGCACGCCGUGAACGGAACCUCUGGCGUUGACCCCCGCCAAUUGGAGAACACCUACGUCCUCGAAAACCAGCAAGAGGACGACUCUUGGAUUCUCGGCAACCGGCCGGGCCCCUAUGUCGAAGAGGUCAGCCGCAGUCUCUACAUGCGCUUCGGUAAGCGCAUUGCCUUUUGUGGUUUGGAUGCUCGCACGGAGCGCACUCGCCACCAGGUGAACUACCCGGAGACUUACGAUGCGCUCUUCAAUCGGUUGGAGAGCGAGGUGGCGGCCGCCAACGGCGACAUCAAGCAUCUGGUCGUCUUGUUGGGUGUCCCGAUUGCGUACCCGCGCCUGGCAUGGUUGGAGAACAUCCUGUCCUCUCCCGUUAUUGCGCCGAUCCGCCUGCUGAACAAACGCUUCGGCAUGGCGGGUGGCCUUUUCAACGAGUUUGACGGCCAGGUCGAUCUGCUGGACGAUCUAGACGACCACUACACGGCUCGCCAGCACAAGCGCGAGCGCAAGAUGCUCGUUCAGCGUCUGCAGGCAUUCGCGAGGUCUCACUCCAUUCGCGUAACCAUCCUGAGUGGAGAUGUCCACCUUGCGGCCAUCGGUCGUUUCUACUCGAACCCCAAGCUGAGCUUGUCUGGCGAGAAUGACCACCGUUUCAUUGUCAAUGUCGUCAGCAGCGCCAUCACCAACAAGCCGCCGCCCAAGGCCGUCGCCAACCUGCUAGCCCGGAGAAACAAGAUUCACCAUUUGGAUAGCGAAACAGACGAGACCCUGAUGCCAUUCUUCGACAAGCAACCCGGCGGAAUCGAGAAGAGCGCCUCGUUUAAUAAGGUGACCAUGCCGUCGCGUAACUUUGCAUGCCUGACCGAGUGCGUCGCCCCGGCCAGCAUUACCGAGCCGACAUCUGCCAAGCUCGAGCGCCCACCAAAGGAUGGCCACGCGCCGCUGCAUACAGGCGAGCAGGGCGCCGGCACGACGCACCGCGCCGCCGACGGGUUCAGCAACAGCGACAUGUACGGUGGACUGGACAUUGCCAUUCGCGUCGAGAUUGACCCGCAGAACCGCCAGGCUGCCACCGAGGGCUAUGGAUUCAGCAUCCCUGCUUUGACGGCGACUGAGGAGGCGCCCAAGUCGUCCCGGCUCGGCCUCCACACGCGCUCGCGCCCAUCUAGCUCGCACCGCCCUUCGACGGCUCACUAA
Messenger RNA from Penicillium lagena, 2115 nucleotides. RefSeq lists its product as uncharacterized. NCBI's taxonomy places the organism in Eukaryota, Fungi, Ascomycota, Eurotiomycetes, Eurotiales, Aspergillaceae. The coding region runs from base 1 to 2115 and encodes 704 amino acids. The transcript has 3 exons. Gene Ontology annotation, cellular component: membrane. The record is from RefSeq and is a predicted model, not a curated record.